UGCUCAUUGCUCAAAGACCCUUUCUUCCCUUCCAAUCCAAACUCUCUCUCUCUCUCUUUCUCUGUGUAAAAGCUUCAACAACACCAAAGGCUUUUUCUAGCAUUUGUUUUUGAUUUUCUUCUUUUCUUAAAGCAAAGAAGUAAUCUUGAAAACGCUUUCUUUGCUUUUUUUAAUCAAUCAAGAAAAAGGUUGCUUUCAUAGCCAGCCAUGACUGAGGUCCUCCAUUCCCCUUCCCAUUUCUGCUCUUCCCCAAGAGCCGGCUCCUCUUCUUCUUCUUCUCCUCCUCCUCCUUCUUCUAAUUCUUCUUCUGUUUCGUUAUCGUGCGCACCCCCAUCUUCUUUAUCCUACGAGCCCCACCCUAGCGAAGAAGAAGAUUGCGAGUCUGCGGUGACUGACUGUGAGGUGAAGGACCGUGACAAGCGGAGAAGGGAACAGCUUUCUCUCUUGGCAUUGCUUGUAACCUUUUUCAGGAAAUCUUUGAUUCCUUGCAAGAGUGAUAGGAGGGAGCUUUGUGCUAUGGAGAUCGGCUGGCCAACCAAUGUGCGCCACGUGGCGCAUGUCACCUUUGAUAGGUUCAAUGGGUUCUUGGGUUUGCCUGUGGAGUUUGAACCUGAAGUCCCCAGGAGGGCUCCUAGUGCAAGUACAACAGUUUUUGGAGUAUCCACGGAGUCCAUGCAGUUGUCAUACGACUCUAGAGGGAAUAGUGUGCCAACAAUUCUCUUGCUUAUGCAAGGACGGUUAUAUGCUGAAGGAGGCCUUCAGGCAGAAGGGAUUUUCAGAAUUAAUGCAGAAAAUAGUCAAGAGGAGCAUGUAAGGGACCAAUUAAAUAGGGGAGAUGUACCAGAAGGCAUCGAUAUACACUGUUUGGCAGGUUUGAUCAAGGCUUGGUUUAGGGAACUCCCAGCUGGGGUUCUGGAUUCUCUAUCCCCUGAGCAGGUAAUGCGAUGUCAGACAGAAGAGGACUGUUCGCAGCUUGUGAGGCUUCUACCUCCCACCGAAGUUUCCCUACUGGAUUGGGCCAUCAACCUUAUGGCUGAUGUUGUCCAACAGGAACAUCUGAACAAGAUGAAUGCACGCAACAUAGCCAUGGUUUUUGCACCAAACAUGACGCAGAUGGCAGAUCCUUUGACUGCAUUGAUGUACGCAGUCCAAGUGAUGAACUUCCUCAAAACGCUUAUUUUGAAGACACUGCGAGAAAGGAAGGAUGCUGUGGUAGAGCCUCCUGUGUGCUAUGAAGAACCUUCUGAUGAGCAUGGACACCAGAGCCCUUCACAGUCCUGCGGGGAGGAUACUGGCAAAGAUAAUGAAGAGAAAGAGCAAUCGUUGAUUACUGGAGAACCUAUACUGGGAAGUUCUUCUAACUCUAACCAUGUCAAUAACCUAACCAAUAGAGAGGCUAGCAGUUCGAUAAGCUUGGUUGAUGGCGAUGGGUGUUGUGAUACUGCUGCACAAGUUGACAGCAUAACAGCGGAAAUUCAAGGCGAAUCUGCAAAGAACAAACCUGGUGAAUCGAGUAUCUCAAAUUUCAAAAUGGGGCCUAAAAGCACAAGUGAUCACCAGCCUGUGGUAUGGGGAACAGGGCCUGUUGAGAAGAAUAGGGGUAUCAGCAAUCUGAGUUGCAUAGAUUCAAGGAUGGAGCGGAUUGAAGCCUGGCGGUGAAGAAAGCUAAAGCUCUAUCCAGUUUGAUCUGUAACUGAAUCUAUGGCAUUGUGUGAAUAUAAGUUUGAUUGAUUUGCAAGAUUGUGGGAAGAGUUUGUGAAUUGUUGAUGUAUGUUUUCUGUCUGGCUGUGUGGUCUGCUUAACCUAUUCUUAUUUCAUGGAUGACACUCUGAUAGUAUCUAUCACUAACACUAUUAUUGGAGUUCCAUUGUGUUUCUGAUGUAUGCAUGAAUAAACCAUCAUUUUACU
Prunus mume (Japanese apricot) is the source of this 1908-nucleotide messenger RNA. Its product is annotated as Rho GTPase activating protein with PAK-box/P21-Rho-binding domain-containing protein. Gene Ontology annotation, molecular function: GTPase activator activity. The record is from RefSeq and is a predicted model, not a curated record. Gene Ontology annotation, biological process: signal transduction. NCBI's taxonomy places the organism in Eukaryota, Viridiplantae, Streptophyta, Magnoliopsida, Rosales, Rosaceae.